Molecule: messenger RNA, 741 nt
Organism: Onthophagus taurus
Lineage: Eukaryota; Metazoa; Arthropoda; Insecta; Coleoptera; Scarabaeidae
Source: RefSeq, a predicted model, not a curated record
ACGAAAUGGAUGUAUUGCCAGACAAUUCUUCCGUAAUUCUACAAGACUUGCAACAACAAGAAUAUAAAAUCUGGACAGUUAAUUCCACAAAAUUAAUGAUCGAUUUGUAUAAAAAAUACAGACAUAAAGUGGGUGGGAUAGAAAUUAGAAAUUUAAAAAAGAUGUGGGAGUUGAUUGCUGAAGAAUUAAAUAAAAAUUAUAAGCUGAAUGUGUCAGCUAAUAAUUGCGAUAACAGAUGGCGAGUAUUGGAACGGAACUACAAAAAGUGUAUUGACAAUGCACAUAAAACCGAUAGGGGAAGGAAAUGUUUCGAAUUUGAAACGGAAAUGAAUGAAGUUUUUGGAAAGAAGAAAAACAUUAUCCCGAAAUCCUGCUAUCCAGUAACUCAAAAUCAUAUCCAUCACAAACCAGUGACCAAAUCAUUGAACAACCAUUUGAAAAUGUAGAAGAAGAACCACAACCCAUUGAUGAAACCAUCAAUGAACUUAGAAGAAAAGAUGAUACCCAAAAAGAGAUCAUACCCAAAAGGGCGCCUAAAAAAAAUAAUUUACUACACAAUCCAAUAAACUCAAAAAGGAGAAAAAGUAUAAUCCAAAAAAAUGAAAUUUUAGAAGAGAUGCGUACAGACCGCAGAAGGUAUUACGAGGAAAAAAUUCAGUUGGAGAUGCAAGCUCUUGAUAGAGAAAUGCAACUUGAGGAUCAAAAAUUAUUAGAGAGAAGAAAUGAAGGCAAAUGAUCUAA